Molecule: messenger RNA, 724 nt
Organism: Heterotrigona itama
Lineage: Eukaryota; Metazoa; Arthropoda; Insecta; Hymenoptera; Apidae
Source: the annotation of a GenBank genome assembly
AUGACAGAAGAUUUUGGGCGAGACACACCACCAUAUACAACGAACGAAGAAACAAAAACUGCUGGACAACCACUUUCAGACUUUCUAUUGCAACUCGAGGAUUAUACGCCAACGGCGAGUAAACAGAGAAUUAGAAUUUUAAGUAAGAUUGGUUUCGUUAGCUGCACAAAAAUUUAUAUCUGAAAUAGCGAAUGAUGCUCUGCAACAUUGCAAGACGCGUGGAGCUAACCAAAAUACAAAAACAAAGGGAAAGGAUCGCCGUUAUACUCUAACCAUGGAAGAUUUGACACCAGCAGUUGCAGAAUAUGGCAUCAUAGUUAAAAAACCACAUUAUUUCGUUUGAUUCAAAGUAGCAUUUCAAUUCAUCUAUUUUUAUUUACGAAUCAUUUUCAAUUAACAUUCUUUGCGCAUAUAUAGAAUAAAUUUCUAACACAAUAAUUCAUUGUAUAAUUUUCAUAACAAUUAAAGCCUUAUAAUGAAAGUCAAGAUGUAAAAUUAAUGUAAUUCAAAUAUUGUAACAGCUUCAGUACAAUCAAAAGAUUGAAAUAUAUUAACUCUCUGUUCGAGAAAGUAAUUUAAAUAUUUUUUUUUAUUGAUAUUACAACAAGGUUAAUGUCAAUAUUGUUUCAACAUUUGACAACAUUGAAUUUAAAAAUUUAAGUUUUCAAAGUUUCAAGAAUCGUCGUUGAGAUUUGAUUUCUUAAAAAUAAACAAUGAUUAUUAG